CUUUAAAAGGAUGUGCUGGUCUCAGUGGUUCAGUAACAGCUUUCACUGAAGCGUCACGCCGUAAUGGAGUGGCUUCAGGUCUUUGGAGUCCUGGCGGGUUUAUCACUCUGCAAAGGAACUCUAACCACGCCGAGCCCAGCUCACAGUCCCACCUAUCUCAUAUCCGUCUCUCAAAUUCUACACUGUGGUGUUCCGACCACUUUAUCAGUCACCGUUCUGGCAGAUUAUCCCAUCAAAGUCAAGGCUGAACUCUUCCAUGAAAACAGGAGUUUGGCCCAAACAGAGAGCACCAUCCCAGGAGGCUCUACCAGACUGCUGUCUCUUCCCCCCGUCUUUUUAAAUGACACGCGUUACUGGUAUCCUUAUCAGCUGAAUGUUAAGGGGUUUGUUGGAGCUAAUCGGGUGUUCUCCAACUCCACCACAAUGUUCUUCAGUCCCAAGUGCAUGUCCAUCUUCAUCCAGACCGACAAGAACAACUACCAACCAGGGCAGACGGUGAAAUUUCGGGUUGCAUCGGUUACGCCUGAAGGCAAUCCGUACAAGGGUCAGAUCGAUAUUUUUAUCAGGGAUCCCAAGGGGAAUUUGAUUCGGCAGUGGCUGUCUGUGGACUGUUUUCUUGGUGUUGUUUCGAAAGAGCUGAACAUCUCUAAAAACCCGCCACUUGGCUCUUGGAAAAUUGUCGCCGGACUCAAUGAUGUUGUACAUGAGAGAGAGUUCACUGUGGACAACUAUGUGCUGCCUAAAUUCGAGGUGAAUGUGAGCGUCCCCUCGACCCUGCAUUAUGAAGACAAACUGACCGGGACGGUCACAGCCAAGUAUUUUUAUGGGAAGCCCGUCAGUGGGGUGAUGUCUGUCACAUAUGUUCACUUUUACAAUGGCCUACAGAAGCUUUACCAAUCCAAAGAAACAAUUGACGGUUCUGCUGCUAUCACAUUCAGUGUGCCGUACUCCAAACAGUUAAAUGACUACACAUACUCCUAUUAUGAAGGAUAUGGGGCCAGUGAAUAUGUGGACAUUAUGGUGAAUGUCACAGAUGUUACAGGGUUAACCUACAACGGCAGCGCGAGGACUUCUGUUGUGAAGAAUAAAUAUAAUCUGGAGUUUCUGCAGUAUCCACGGAUCAUAAAACCCUCCAUGACCUUCACUGCUCAGCUGAAGCUAAGCAUCUUUGAUGGCCGGCCGCUGUCAGCUGAAGAGCAGAGCAGAAGCGUGCAGCUGGCAGUGACCCAGCACAAGUACAGCCCCUGGACGUGGAUGUGGAACACGGGCGAAUCCUCAGCGCCUCGAUCAACGAACAUAACGGAAAACACAACGGAAAACACAACGGAAAGCACAGCGACCAGCUUCUAUCCCAUUUUUGAUGUUCCAGUGGAAAACAUCGAUCUUCCCAUCACUGCUGAUGGCGUGAUGUCUUUCCAGAUUCAACUCACUGACAGUGUCGCCACUCUGUAUAUAGAGGCCAGGUUUGAAGACACAGUCCAGAAUCUUCAGCUCUACAGGACUUAUACUUCACCGAGCGGAUCCUACAUACAGCUUCACAGAAAAAGUGAGCCCCAGGUCGGAAAGGAGCUGUAUUUCACUUUGGAGAGCAAUUUCAAUCUGACAGAAUUUCACUACUUUGUGAUGUCCCGUGGUUGGGUGGUGGAUGCUGGGACGGUACAUUCCUCCUCCUUCAGUCUGAACACAGAUUACUCUUGGACUCCAUUGGCCUGUGUGAUGGUGUACCACACGCUUCCGGACGGAGAGAUCGUGAAUGAUACUCUGCUAGUUACUUUCACACAAGUCUUAAGGAACACAAUAUCUCUGAGCUGGAGUCAGGAUCGUGUGGAACCAGCAGAUUCCAUCUCUCUUUCCGUGUCUGUAUCCGAGCCCGGAUCUCUGCUGGGAAUCCUGGUGGUGGAUAAAGCAGCACUGGACUCCAGCAAAGACAAUGGCAUCACAGAGAAGACGGUGCUGGAAGAAUUCAUGUCGUAUAGCAUAGACAUGACCUACGCGGAUUACAGCAGCAUGGAAAUGGGAGAUCCGUAUUCCGUAUUCAUGACGGGCAGGUUCACCGUUCUGACCGAUGCCAAACUCCAUCAAGAACGGAGUGACAUAUUACCUUUUUUCCCAGGGACGGCGCUCUUAAUGAAUCAGCAAGACAGCAGUGGUUUCCAGGAGCCCAGAAAGCGAACAGACUUUCCUGAAACCUGGAUCUGGCUGGAUGCUAAUGUGAGUGAUUCUGCCUUGGAUUCUUUCCAUUUCACCGUGCCGGACAGCUUGACCUCAUGGGUGGCCUUUGCCAUCGUGAUGUCAGAAAAUCUAGGUUUGGGCAUCAGUGCUCCUGCAGAGUUGACUGUGUUCCGAGAUUUCUUUGUGUCACUGAAUCUCCCUGCGUUCCUGAUCCGUGGGGAGCUGCUGCUGCUGGAAGCCAAUAUAUUCAACUAUAUGGAUGUAGAUUUGGAGGUGAUGGUUGUGGUUGCAGAAAGUUGGAUGUUUGAGUUUGUGUCACCAGACAAUGGAGGACUUUCUUUGGACAACGUGAGGAAAGUCUCAGUGAUGAGUCAGAACAUCACAACGCUCCUGUUCCCCAUCAGAGCCACUGCUCUGGGAGACAUUCCCAUCUCCGUGAAAGCCACGUCCAUCUACUCUUCAGACUUGGUCUUUAAGACGGUUCUUGUCAAGCCAGAGGGACUGGAGCAAUCAUACUCUGAAACCUUGUUUCUGGAGUUUCAACCGAAGCAGAACACGCUGACUAGCACAAUGUCGUUUAAUUUUCCUGCAAAUGUGGUUCCUGGCAGUCAAAGGGCCAGCGUGUCUGCUGUGGCUGAUAUCCUGGGCCCAUCCAUUGGCAAUCUGGACUCUCUCAUUGAGAUGCCUUACGGUUGUGGAGAGCAGAACAUGAUCCAUUUUGCUCCAAAUAUUUAUGUCCUGCAGUACAUGAGAAGGACCAAGCAGACCAAUGAACAGACCAGAAACAAAGCUAUGAGCUACAUGAUGGAAGCUUAUGAGCGUGAGCUUUCCUACCAAAGGGUUGAUGGCUCCUUCAGUGCUUUUGGAGACAGUGAUGACUCUGGCAGCACAUGGCUGUCAGCGUUCGUGCUCAGGUGUUUCCUCCAGGCUCAGGGCUUCAUUUCCAUCGACCCGAUGGUGAUACAGAGGACAGUGUAUUGGCUGCUUGCUCAUCAGAACGCUGACGGUUCGUUCGCCGAGCCGGGUCGGGUCAUCCACACAGAGCUCCAGGGAGGAAUGGAUGGGCCGGUGUCUCUUACAGCAUAUGUCCUUAUAGCACUUUUGGAGGACGCUGAAUACAGGACUGCAUAUGAAGACAGAAUCUCUACUGCCGUGAGUUUCCUGACGUCUCGACUGGCUCAGAGAAUCUCCAGUAACUACAGCCUGUCUUUAGUCACCUAUGCUCUGUCACUGGCCAACAGCACCGCCGCCCCAUCUGCCCUCACCGAGCUGCUGAACAGAGCACUAAUUGUUGAUGGAGUGCCAACCUGGAGACCUCCAGCCAGCGUCCUUUACAAUUCCUGGCAGCCAAGUUCAUCAGAUAUUGAGAUGUCGGCCUACGUCCUGCUCGCCAUGCACAGACUCCAACUAAUGGAUGAAGGAUUCAUUCUGGUGAAGUGGCUCAGUAAGCAAAGAAACCAUCUUGGGGGAUACGGAUCCACUCAGGAUACAGUGAUGGCGUUGCAAGCUCUGUCAAUCUACGCCAUCUUCAGCAGCGCAGAGUCCAUAGACGUCUCCAUCACUGUGAACGAUGCCUUAGGCACUGCCGCUGUGUUCAACAUAGACAGAUACAAUUACCUGGUCCAGCAGAGUCAAGACCUGCCCAUUGAAGCACAAGAGGGGGUUGAUAUUGAGGUGGUGGCAGAGGGUAAAGGCUUCGCUCUGUUUCAGCUUAAUGUGUUCUACAACGUGAUGAACCUGAAAACAUCACUCAAACGGCGUGAUAUACAAACAGAAGAGGCCUUUUAUCUGUAUAUAGACGUGAUGGACAAUGAGGAGUUCACUGUAGACCUUCAAAUAUGUUUCAGGCUGAGGGAGGACCAGGGCCUGAAACAGACGGGUAUGGCUAUACUGGACGUGGGAUUACUCACAGGAUUCAGUUUGUCCCAUAACGGUGUCCAGCUAAAUGAUAUAGUCAGAAGAGUAGAGACGGCUUCAGGACGAGUUACACUUUAUUUAGACACAGUGACAACAGAAGAAAAAUGCGUUGAAAUAUCCACCAUCCUGGACUUUAAGGUGGUCAAUGUCCAAGAUGCUGUGGUCAUGAUCUACGAUUACUAUGAGCCCCGACGGAGGACAGUGCGGUCCUACACAUCCGAGUCAAGACGGGACAUGUCUGUGUGUUCGUUAUGUGGGCCAGAUUGCUCCCAGUGUGGGGUUCGAGACAUCUGGGCUACUGCCGGGACGCCGUCCGUUAACCAACAUCCACUUCUGACUCUAAGUUUGACCACAGCACUCUUUAUCCUUCUGUCAAUCUGCAACUAGUGUUUUCCCUAAAUCAAAACCGCUGUAAUCAGUAACACGUAACACAAUUUAUAAAGCUAAAUUUAUGUGUAAAUUGUUUUUAAAAAAUGGUUUCUGUAAAUGUGAAAGAAAAAUCUGUGUAAAUUCUACGUGUGAAAAUUGGUGCAUUUAGUUCAGUGCAACAAUGACAAACAGUUUAGACAGAUUUUGUUACUUUAAAUGAGGUUUCAGCAAUUAAUAUUUUAUUAAUUAAAAAGAAAUGAUUACAUCAAAUUAAUUAUUCAACUUUCGAUUAAUAUUAUAAUAAUUAUUAUAAUUCAUGAAUUAAUUAUUGAUUAAAUAAAAGAUGCUUUUAUUUUUUAGAUUUUUCCGAUGCACCCUGUUUUUUUGUCUGGCUUUUUUUUUUUUUAUGAGAAUAAUUGAAAUAGUAAAUCGGGGUCAGGCUCAAAACUGAUAAAUUAACUUUUUAAAUGUAAUUCUUUCACUGUGAUUCUUGCAUUCUCUGUCAACAUUGUAAUAAUCCACUGCUUAAAGCUGCGUUACGUACCUCAGUUACAAAUUUUACAAUAGUGAACAUGUUUGUCUUUUUUGAUCUUGUGAUGGCUUUUAUGAGUUUCAACAUUAUUUGUUCAUUAUUUGACGUUCCUCUUUAUCAAUUAUAUACAAAGUGACCUACGUUGAAUUUUGACCUUUAGUUACAAACAUGCAAACUUUGGAAAAAUUAUAUUUUUGCCCGCUCGAGGAGCGAGUGUUUUAAUUUGGGAAACAAUAGAUUUAAGUUUCGACAUUAUUUGCUCUUCAGACAUUCCACGUUAAAAGAUAAAAGUAUCAGAUGUACGCAAAGAGACCCACAUUUAGUUUUUGACCGCUGAGAUUGUGUAAAAGGACUUUAAAUCUCAGGUGAGAAUUCCCUCUAUAAAACAGUGUAGUAGUAAAUCAGAAAAUAUUAAUUCAUAGCAUUUGAUAUUUUGGUUUUUGUCAAUUUUCGACCUUUCUUUAGAAAAAACCUGAAAUGAUAAAAAUGGAGAGUCACUCCACUGACCUGAAUGCAGCUAUAUUGCAAAU
Messenger RNA from Puntigrus tetrazona (Sumatra barb), 5520 nucleotides. RefSeq names its product CD109 molecule (gene cd109). The record is from RefSeq and is a predicted model, not a curated record. The transcript is spliced from 33 exons. NCBI's taxonomy places the organism in Eukaryota, Metazoa, Chordata, Actinopteri, Cypriniformes, Cyprinidae. Gene Ontology annotation, molecular function: endopeptidase inhibitor activity. Gene Ontology annotation, cellular component: extracellular region. The coding region runs from base 64 to 4476 and encodes 1470 amino acids.